AUGCCUGCCACCUCGCAUGCACCGGCCGCGCACCCUCCUGCCACACCCCCGCCUGCCGCACCCUCUGCUGCCGCACACGCGCAUGCACCGCCACCCAGCCUGCCACCUGCGCCUUCCUCUGUGCCGCCUGCCCCCACCUCUCUGAGGCCGGACCUACCUGGGCUAGGGGCGGUUGGCCGAGGCACUGCGCUGACUGCGGGCGCGGUGAGUGGCGGUACAAGGAGCAUGCCUCGCAGUGUGGGGGAAAUAGCGGGCAUGCAAGCUGGGGGCGUGCUGCAGCAGCCACACGUGCAUGUAGACCUGCCCACAGCACCAGCACCAGCACCACCAGCACCAGCACCAGCACCGUCUCAGGGCCGGCAUGGCAGAAGCACCAGCGGCGGGGCGGGGGGAGCAGCACGGCCGUCGCUGGGGGCGUCCAAGUCGGGCCCCAUCUCCGCCGCCGCCUACCUGGGCGCCCUCGCUGCCUCUGCUGGGCCCCUGGGAGGGCCGCUCACUGCUACAGCCGCCACAGGGGGGACUGUUGGGGGAGCAGGCAGCAUGGGGGCGGCGGUGCCAAGGGGGGCGGGGGCAGGCGUGGCGGGGCGGGGCAGAGCGCCUCACAUGGAGCCCUUUGCACCGCAGAUGUCCGAGCCUCUUCCCCGCCCCGAGUCCCUGCAGGCGCCCUCGGGCUCUGCCACUGCUACCCCACCCACACCGCCUGCAGCCGCAGCAGCAGCGCCUGCUGUCUCUGUCCCUGUCCCUGGCACCGCUGCUGCUGGCAGUCCCAAGCCCACCCCAGGCGGUGCCAAGCCGCCUCCUGCGAUGCCAGGCACUGCGCAGGGGGCUGCUGUGGGUGCUGGCGUGGGGGCAGGGUCAGGGCCGGGGCAAGGUGCAGCAGGCGGUGGCACAGGUGGGUCAGCAGCAGCAGUGGGAUCAGCAGCCGGUAGGGGACGGGGAGGACGGGGUGGGGGCGGGAGCAGCAGUGCAGGGAGGGCGCGAGUGAGCAUGUCCGGGCCCAUCCUGCGCGGCUCAUACCCCUAUGGCACGCCUGCCCUCUCUCCCCGACCCAUGCUCGCCACCGCCACCGCUCUCCCCACUGCGCCUUCUGCGGUUGGAAUCACCGCACCCAACUCCUUUGCACCCACCCCCUCAUUGCCCUCCCUGGCAGCACCAGCUCCAUCAGCACCACCAGUGGCAGGAGCAGCGGGCAGAACCCCAUGCGCUGUGCCGCCUGCCGUGCGCGUGCCACAGACCUCGUCUCUGAAAACUCCUGCCAGCACCCUGCAUGCGCUGGUGUCUCCACGUCCCUCCGCCGCUGCACCUGCACCAUUCCACCUGGCCCCCUCCACGCAUGUCCCGGUGGGCGUGGGCAGCCGCGCAGUGAGUGGCCCCAUCACACGCGGGUCGCUCUACUCCGCCUUUGGCCUCAUGGGGGACGCCCGCCCCGCCUCCUCCACUACCGCUGCUGCUACUGCUGCUGCUACUGCUGCUGCUGCUGCUGCUGCUGCUGCUGCUGCUGCUGCUGCUGGGCGAACAGCGCUGCCGGGAGCAGCAGGGAGCACUAGUGGGGCGAGUGCAGCAGCAGCAGCAGCAGCAGCAGGCGUGGCGGUGGAGGCGGGGUGA
Closterium sp. Yama58-4 is the source of this 1605-nucleotide messenger RNA. The record is from the annotation of a GenBank genome assembly. Lineage: Eukaryota; Viridiplantae; Streptophyta; Zygnematophyceae; Desmidiales; Closteriaceae.